GAAUCGAUGGGCUGGAGUUCACAACUUGCGCGCCAGUCCUACCGGAGUCACUGCUAUGAUUUCUGCUGAUAAACCAAACUGGACUAAACCGAUACGAUGAACACCUGUGCGUUUCUGCUGAUCCUUGCCGUUCAGAUCUACGCCGAUGGCAUUGAAGGGCCAACAGCAGCGGGCUGCACCUUCGACGAGGACUCGGACCCCAGCCUGUGUGAGUUCACUCAGGGGGAGGAGGAUGACUUCGACUGGCAGCUGAUCCGCACCUACAGUUCACCGCACACCACCUCCGACCUCCUGCGCGGGUCCUACAUGUUGGUGAACUCCUCCCAGCAUGCCGCGGGGCAGCGGGCCCAGCUGCUCCUGCAGACGCUGAGCGAGAACGACACGCACUGUGUCCAGUUCAGCUACUUCCUGUACAGCCGGGACGGCCACAGUCCUGGGGCGCUGAGGGCCUACGUGCGCGUCAACGGCGGGCCCCUGGGCAGCCCCGUCUGGAACGUCUCCGGGUCCCAUGGCCGACAGUGGCACCAGGUGGAGCUGGCCGUCAGCACCUUCUGGCCCAACGAGUACCAGGUGCUAUUCGAGGCAACGGUUUCCAAGGAGAGACGGGGCUACAUUGGCAUGGACGACAUCCUGCUCCUAAACUACCCCUGCUACAAAGCCCCCCACUUCUCCAGGCUGGGUGAUGUGGAGGUCAACGCCGGGCAGAACGCUACCUUUCAGUGUGUGGCAUCCGGCCGUGCUUCAGAAGCAGAGAAGUUCCUGCUGGAGCGGCACAGCGGAGACCUGACCCCGGCGGCCUCCGUUAAGCACCUGAGUCACCGGCGCUUCGUGGCCUCCUUCCAGCUGGACGCAGUGCAGCGCAGUGAGCAGGACCUAUACCGCUGCGUCACACAGUCCUCCCGCGGCUCCGGGGUGUCCAACUUCGCCGAGCUCAUCGUCAAAGUGCCACCCUCCCCCAUAGCCCCGCCCCAGCUCCUGCGAGCGGGCUCCACCUACCUGAUCAUCCAGCUCAACACCAACUCCAUCCUCGGGGAUGGCCCCAUCAUCCGCCGGGAGAUCGAGUACCGGGCCAGCCAGUCGCCCUGGUCCGAGGUGCAUGGUGUCAACAUGGUCACCUACAAGCUGUGGCACCUGGACCCCGACACUGAGUACCACAUCAGCGUCCUGCUCAGCCGGCCCGGAGAGGGCGGAACUGGCCCGCCCGGGCCCCCGCUCGUCAGCAGAACCAAGUGUGCAGAGCCGAUGAGGGCACUGCGAGGCCUGACAGCGACAGAGAUCCAGUCCCGGCAGCUCACGCUGCAGUGGGAGACUCUGGCCUACAAUCUGACACGCUGCCAUACCUACUCCGUGUCCCUGUGCUACCGCUACUCCACAGCAGGGGGCGGCGGCGGGCACAACACCACGGUGCGCGAGUGCCUGGCGGUGGAGCACAACGCCUCGCGCUUCACGCUGCGGGACCUGCCGCCCUACCGCGCCAUCCACGUGCGUCUGGCGCUGUCCAACCCCGAGGGCAAGAAGGAGGGCCGGGAAGUCACCUUCCAGACGGAGGAGGACAUUCCCGGCGGCAUCGCCCCCGAGUCUCUGACCUUCACCCCGCUGGAGGACAUGAUAUUUCUGAAGUGGGAGGAGCCAGUGGAACCCAACGGCCUCAUCACCCAAUACGAGAUCAGCUACCAGAGCAUUGAGUCCUCCGACCCGGGAAUCAACGUCCCGGGCCCCCGCCGUACUGUCUCCAAGCUGCGGAAUGAGACCUACCACAUGUUCUCCAACCUGCACCCGGGCACCACCUACCUGAUCUCCGUGCGUGCCCGCACCGCCAAGGGCUUCGGCCAGACCGCCCUCACGGAGAUCACCACCAACAUCUCGGCGCCCAUGUUUGAUUAUGGAGACAUGCCGUCCCCGCUGAGUGAGACAGAGAGCACCAUCACCGUGCUGCUGCGCCCCGCCCAGGGAAGAGGAGCUCCCGUCAGUACAUACCAGGUGGUGGUGGAGGAGGACAGCACCCGGAAAGUGAAGAGGGAGCUGGGGGCACAGGACUGCUUCCCUGUGGCCACCUCGCACGGAGAGGCCCAGGCCAAGGGGGCCCUGCACUACUACACCGCGGAGCUACCCCCCAGCAGCCUUCCCGAGGCUAUGCCCUUCACUGUGGGCGACAACCACACCUACAACGGCUACUGGAACACGCCCCUCGACCCCAGGAAGAGCUACCUCAUCUACUUCCAAGCUAUGAGCAACUUUAGAGGGGAAACCCGGAUAAACUGCAUCCGCAUCGCCCGGAAAGCGGCCUGCAAGGACCACAAGCGGGCCAUGGAGGUGUCGCAGCACUCGGAGGAGAUGGGGCUGAUUCUGGGGGUGUGCGCUGGAGGCCUGGUGGUGCUCAUUCUGCUGCUGGGGGCCAUCAUCAUCAUCAUCAAGAAGGGAAGGGACUACUACUCUUACUCUUAUUACCCCAGGAAGCCGGUGAACAUCAACAAGACGCCCAUCACGUACCGGCAGGAGAAGACGAACAUGAUGGGGUCCAUGGACCGCAGCUUCACCGACCAGAGCACCCUGCAGGAGGACGAACGCAUGGCCCUGUCCUUCAUGGACGCCCACAACUGCAGCAGCCGCAGUGAACAGCGGACCUCGGUGAACGAGUCCAGCAGCCUCCUGGGGGGGUCGCCACGGAGACAGUGCGGGCGAAAGGGCUCCCCCUACCACACGGGGCAGCUGCACCCGGCGGUGCGCGUAGCCGACCUGCUGCAGCACAUCAACCAGAUGAAGACUGCAGAGGGUUAUGGCUUCAAGCAGGAGUACGAGAGUUUCUUUGACGGCUGGGAUGUUACCAAGAAGAAGGACAAGACCAAGGGAAGGCACGACAGCUUGAUGGGUUAUGACCGCCACAGGGUGAAGCUACACCCACUGCUGGGAGACCCCAACUCGGACUACAUCAAUGCCAACUAUAUCGACAUUCGGAUAAACAGGGAAGGCUACCAUCGCUCCAACCACUUCAUCGCCACUCAGGGGCCCAAGCAGGAGACGGUGUACGACUUCUGGCGGAUGGUGUGGCAGGAAAACUGCUUCAGCAUCGUCAUGAUCACCAAGCUGGUGGAGGUUGGCAGGGUGAAAUGCUGUAAGUACUGGCCAGAGGACACCGACAUGUACGGUGACAUCAAGAUCACCCUGCUGAAGACGGAGACGCUGGCGGAGUACACUGUCCGCACCUUCGCUCUGGAGAGGAGGGGCUACUCCGCCAAGCACGAGGUGCGCCAGUUCCACUUCACAUCCUGGCCGGAGCACGGCGUGCCGUACCACGCCACCGGCCUGCUGGCCUUCAUCCGCCGCGUCAAGGCCUCCACGCCGCCCGACGCCGGGCCCGUGGUGGUGCAUUGCAGCAUGGGGGCGGGCAGGACGGGCUGCUACAUCGUCCUGGACGUGAUGCUGGACAUGGCCGAGUGCGAGGGCGUGGUGGACAUCUACAACUGCGUCAAGACCCUCUGCUCCCGGCGGAUCAACAUGAUCCAGACAGAGGAGCAGUACAUCUUCAUCCACGAUGCCAUCCUGGAGGCGUGUCUGUGUGGAGAGACCGCCAUCCCAGUGAGCGAGUUCGCCCUCACCUACAAGGAGAUGCUGCGGGUGGACUCCCAGAGCAACUCGUCUCAGCUGCGGGAGGAGUUCCAGACGCUGAACUCGGUCACCCCUCACCUGGACGUGGAGGAGUGCAGCAUCGCCCUGCUGCCCCGGAACCGGGAGAAGAACCGCAGCAUGGACGUGCUCCCGCCUGACCGCGCCCUGGCCUUCCUGGUCACCACCGAGGGCGAGAGCAACAAUUACAUCAACGCUGCGCUGACCGACAGCUUCCACCGGCCGGCCGCCUUCAUCGUGACCCCCCACCCGCUCCCCGGCACCACCGCGGACUUCUGGAGGCUGGUCUUCGACUACGGCUGCACCUCCGUGGUCAUGCUCAACCAGCUCAACCAGUCCAACUCCGCCUGGCCGUGUGUUCAGUACUGGCCUGAGCCCGGCGUGCAGCAGUACGGACCCAUGCAGGUGGAGUUCCUGUCGCGGUCUGCCGAUGAUGAUGUCAUCACUCGUCUUUUCCGGGUCAAGAACGUGACACGGCUGCAGGAGGGUCAGCUGGUGGUUCGGCAGUUCCAGUUCCUGCGCUGGUCGGCGUACCGGGACGUUCCCGACUCCAAGAAGGCCUUCCUCAACCUGCUGGGCCACGUCAACAAGUGGCAGAGAGAGUGCGGGGAGGGCCGCACCAUCGUCCACUGCCUGAAUGGCGGGGGGCGCAGCGGGACCUUCUGUGCCUGCACCAUGCUGCUGGAGAUGAUCCAGUACCAGAGCUUUGUGGACGUCUUCUACGCCGUUAAGACGCUGCGCAACUCCAAGCCCAACAUGGUGGAGUCCCUGGACCAAUACCGCUUCUGCUAUGAGCUGGCCUUGGAGUACCUGGAGUGCAUGGAGGUGAGAUAGCACCGGGGUCCUGGAAGCCCCUCACCUGAUCGGGGACUGCUGAUUGGGCCAAACCCGCAUCGCCUCGUUCUGUGUUCUCUUUCCCUUUGUUUUUUUUUCGCCUCGCUUGGAUUA
Messenger RNA from Megalops cyprinoides (Indo-Pacific tarpon), 4572 nucleotides. It is a transcript of the gene ptprub, whose product is annotated as protein tyrosine phosphatase receptor type Ub. Gene Ontology annotation, cellular component: membrane. NCBI's taxonomy places the organism in Eukaryota, Metazoa, Chordata, Actinopteri, Elopiformes, Megalopidae. Gene Ontology annotation, biological process: protein dephosphorylation. The transcript has 31 exons. Gene Ontology annotation, molecular function: protein binding; protein tyrosine phosphatase activity. The record is from RefSeq and is a predicted model, not a curated record. Bases 97 to 4458 code for a protein of 1453 amino acids.